Podospora pseudopauciseta is the source of this 1062-nucleotide messenger RNA. RefSeq lists its product as uncharacterized. Bases 1 to 1062 code for a protein of 353 amino acids. The record is from RefSeq and is a predicted model, not a curated record. The transcript has a single exon. NCBI's taxonomy places the organism in Eukaryota, Fungi, Ascomycota, Sordariomycetes, Sordariales, Podosporaceae.
AUGAGUACCAAUGCAGCCGACCCCGUCGUGGGAGUCGCCGAUUCCAAUAUGUCUUUUUUUCGAAAACACACCCCGUUCGGGUCCCUGUCUGGCGGCCGGCCACCGCUGAACAACAUCGCCAUCACGCCUUUCCUCCAGACCUUGUUCACCAUUCCCACCGUCGUCUCGCCUUCGCCCCAAACAGCUGGCCUGGUUCUUGAUGGCGACGACAAGACCGAUCCUACUUCCCCUGUCGAGACCUCUCCCGAAACUCCUGCUUCCUCUGUCCCGAGCGACACUGGCGCCGCCGACAAACAACCGUCUCCGACAGUCGCCGUGUUCACUCCGCUCUCCGCCUUGGUUCCCGACAACGCUUGGCUCGACGAGAGCCUGAAUGCCCCCGUUUCUCCCGACUCGAUUCUUGCUUUGCCGAAUACUUUGACUGGUGUUGGCGCGGCAGUGGUGGAAUUGCCCGCUCCUGUCGAGCCCUGUGACGGUUUCCCCACUGCUACCGUGGCUGCCGUCGCUGCCGCUGCACCUGCUUCGCCUACUAUGAAACUGCUUUCUGUCGACCCGACAUGGAUGGAUGAUGCUCUUGCAGCACCUGUAACACCUGCCGCUCUUCUUGCGCUUCCCCAAAGGACUCUGAUCUUGCAGGUCGAUGCCUCCGAAGAGUCCUCCUUCGGUCCCGUCGGCCCCGUUGCUCCUGUCGAGAACCAAGAAGACGCUGCCGCUACCGAGGAAAAGGAUGCCGAGUCUAACGCUCCUGUUGCUAUUCCCACUCCGGUUCCCGAACAGCCCACAGUCGUUCUUGAUCAACUCGCAGCCGAAUCCACCCUGGCCCCGGUCGUCCUGAUCGCCGACAAGACUUGGAUGGACGAAGCCUUCAAUUCGCCCGUUACACCUUGCGCUCUACUCGCUCUGCCCGAGAAGAACGUGUCUGCCGCCGACUCCUCAGCUCCACCGCCAACUCUGCCUGUGGAAGAGGUCCAGAUCGCCGUCCCUUUUUUGAAGGCCUUCAAUGCCCCGGUUACCCCUCUUGCGCUGCUGGCGUUGCCUGAGAAGAAUUGUACUCUCCCCUAG